AUGCAGGAGGGGCUAGAGCUCGUCGUGAAGGUGUUGUCGAGCAGCGUGGUGCUGGACAAGCCCAAGACGGCGACGCUGCCGCCGCUGAAGAUCGCAGAGGGGCUCGUCGGCGACAGCACGGGAACCAUCGUGCUCAGCUGCAGGAACCAGCAAACGGAGGUCCUGAAGGAGGGCGCGGCGCUCCAUAUCAAGGGCGCGCGCGUGGACAUGUUCAAGGGCACUAUGCGGCUUGCUGUGGGGAAGGAUGGCAGCAUCGAGGAGACCUCGGACGCCGUCAGCGUGAACAAGGACGUCAACAUGUCGGACCUGGAGUUUGACGAGAUCGUCGUUCCGGAGGAGGCCGUUGCAUCGGAGGAGCCUGCAGCGUGA
This is a messenger RNA of Pedinophyceae sp. YPF-701, 369 nucleotides long. The record is from the annotation of a GenBank genome assembly. NCBI's taxonomy places the organism in Eukaryota, Viridiplantae, Chlorophyta, Pedinophyceae.